Alosa alosa (allis shad) is the source of this 832-nucleotide messenger RNA. RefSeq names its product nuclear GTPase SLIP-GC-like. Gene Ontology annotation, molecular function: GTPase activity. NCBI's taxonomy places the organism in Eukaryota, Metazoa, Chordata, Actinopteri, Clupeiformes, Clupeidae. The transcript has 4 exons. Bases 1 to 804 code for a protein of 267 amino acids. The record is from RefSeq and is a predicted model, not a curated record.
AUGCACAGAUCUGUAAUAGGACAAAUAGGAACAAAGUCCAAGAAGACCAAAGUGGGAGUGUUUGGCAGGACGGGUGUUGGCAAGAGCUACCUGAUUAACACCAUCCUGGGAGAGAAUUUGCUGCCCUCUGGGUCAGGAAGUGCCUGCACCUCUGGUGUCAUUCAAGUGGAGGCCAACACACGAGACUCCAACUUCAUAGCAGAGCUUGAAUUCAUCUCAGAGCAGGAAUGGGAACAGGAGCUGAAGUCCCUGCGACAAAUCGUAGAUGAGGGAACCGAAAAAUACGAACAAUCAGUCGUGGACAGUGCUAAGGAUAAAAUCAAGGCUGUUUAUGGUAAAGAUGGAAUAAAGAAAACAUUGGAGCAACUAAAGUCUGAGAGAAUCCCAGAGUUGGGGGAAAAAAAAGAGGAGUCUCAUGAAACAGCCGAAAACCUUGAGGCAGCAAUCUGCGACUACGUAGGAUCAGGUCAGUCAAACUCCUCAGGGCGAUUCUACUGGCCUCUCGUGAAAUCUGUGACUAUCAAGGUGCCCGGCCACAAUGACAUCCUAGAAAACCUGGUGUUGAUUGAUCUCCCUGGAACAGGAGACAUCAAUAAAAGCAGGCAAGACGUGUGGAAAAAGUAUGUGAGAGAGUGCACCACCGUGUGGAUCAUCAGUGAUAUCAAUCGAGCUGUUUCUGAUCAGAGUUCCUGGGAAAUCCUCUUAUCCCACCUCAAGGACCUGGCACUUGGUGGUGAAUGCAGCAGCAUCUGUUACAUCUGCACAAAGACUGAUCACAUGAAUGCAGAAGAGUACAUGAGGUGAAAAGAAAAAGCGCAGCAUUAUUUAUUGU